AGUUUCCCAUUGUUCAAGCAAUGUGGUCAAUCAUGGAGCUCUCAAUUGAUUAGUACUGAUACCAUCUGUAAAUCUGGUUGUUUGAUGACCUCCAUGUGUAUGGCUUUGAACGGUCGUGGAAAGACUAGCAUGAACCCAGGUCAAUUUGCAUCUUGGUUAAAGUCAAACGGUGGUUUCAGUGGUAAUCUCUUUGUCUGGGGAAGUGUUUCCAAGUUUGGUCUUACUUAUGAAGGUAAAAUUAAGGGAACUAGCUCAAUUGCUUCACAACUCUGUGCUGGAAAGAUUGUCAUCCUCAAUGUCCGUUAUGGUGGACAUUGGGUUUUGGCCACUGGUUUCGAUGGUUCUUCAUUCACUGUUAAUGAUCCAGGUUAUUCCAAGUCUUCAUAUGCUGCCUCUGAAGUUACUCAAGCUGCUAUUUAUCAUUAG
This is a messenger RNA of Naegleria gruberi, 426 nucleotides long. RefSeq lists its product as uncharacterized. NCBI's taxonomy places the organism in Eukaryota, Heterolobosea, Eutetramitea, Acrasida, Naegleriidae. The transcript has a single exon. The annotation marks the transcript as partial. The record is from RefSeq and is a predicted model, not a curated record.